Molecule: messenger RNA, 3788 nt
Organism: Chara braunii
Lineage: Eukaryota; Viridiplantae; Streptophyta; Charophyceae; Charales; Characeae
Source: the annotation of a GenBank genome assembly
GCAUGAAACAGGAGUACGGAACAGAGGAGAAAGAGGGGAGCAGGGUGGAGGGUUGAGAAAAACAGCGCAACGCACUAGAGAUUCACUCGCACUCUCAGUCUUUCAAUCCCACCACGCCAGCAUUCAGACUCUCCGUUCACCACACGACAGACCUGUCCUGUGCCCUACGCAGAACCUCUCUCUCUCUCUCUCUCUCUCUCUCUCUCUCUCUCUCUCUCUCUCUCUCUCUCUCUCUCUCUCUCUCUCNCACACACACACACACACACACACACACACACACAAAAGACAACCGCACCCCAAGACGAGACACUCCGUGCCUCACACCCUGGCUUUGCCUGUUCUCAUUCCUUCCCAGUUGCUUCGUUAAGUUUCUGUGAGUAAUACUCUGUUCCUGCGAGAAACUCCGCUCAGUGCCCCUACAAUGGCCACCAGGACUCCGUGCUCUUAGCAGCUACGGCGAUCACUCGCGUUCUCCACUGGUCCCCGAACACGAUUAUUGACAAAGCUGGGGGUGGCGUUGUGCAGCGGCCCUAACCAAAGUCGUCCUCGCCGCAACGCUUCCGCUUAACCCGUUGCUCCGCGACGCAGGUGUGAGUGGCUCACCCUACUACGCAAUUCCACUCGAACUCGGCUCUAAGCAAACGGUGCGCUUUUGCGACCACUCUCUAAUGGUUCGCGAAUGACAGAGCGCAGCUCGAGUACAAUCUUGCUACAUUUGUCCCUUGCCAUAGGCCUAUUCCCUCUCGUAACCGUGACAAAUCAGCAGAUUAGCACGCGGGGAGACGAACACCUCCCGCCCUACAAAGCACCACGGAAGUAAACACGCACUCCUCUUGCGGGAAAUGAAUGUGGCGAUUGAGGCGCACCGGACACACGGCCGACCACAAACAAGCACAAAACAGACUCAUCCACACUUUCGUCCGCUCCUUCGUCCGCGUGCUCGCCUCGUCUGCCCUCCUCGCACGCUACAACAAAACACGCCUGUCAGAACUCACUGCGAUGCACUGCUAUCCUAUGCACGACGCGGCUGAGCUGGAGAUGAUACGAUGCGUGAGCGAGAGGGCGAGCGCGAGCCGCAAGUGAGAGAAGGAUGAGGCGCAUGGAGACUCUACACACAAGGAAGAAGCCGCUACGAAAGCCACAUGCCAAACCGCAGGCACGACAUUCCCCACCUUUACAGUACAGUGAGCGUUUGCGGGCGUAUGACUGGGGCGACGGAAGCGCAAGGGAGGAGGGUCUACGAUACUGCUGCUGCGUUUCUGAUUCUCCAGCGAUCCCCGCCCGACUGCAUUUCUGACUCCAUCGGAGGUGGUUUGGGAGGAAGACAGUCGAUCAUAUGCUACACCUGUGGAAAGCCGGGCCAUUACUCGAGGGACUGUUGGACAAAAAGAGGAAAGAGCGACGAUAGUGAGCUCGAUGGAAUGCGACAGUACUACAGACAAGUACUACAGGAAAGGCGGGAGGCGGAGGAACGAAGAAGGGAGGAGGAACAUCGGAGGAUACAAGAAGAAAACGAGAGAAGGCGUGAGCAAGACCUGAUGUGUAGGACCGAGGAGAUGCGCUUACAACUGGAGGCCGGACUGGAGGAGAAAUGGCGAAACCAAACGAGAAAAGCAGAAGAAGCCGCGGCGGCAGCAAAGGUGAGAGCGGAGGAGGCAAAGGCAAGGGCCGAUGAGGCAAGAGCGAGGGUCGACGGAACUAAGAAGCGGAGCGUGAGUAAGACCGAUACACUAGCGAGGUCGUCAAGAAAGAGGACGCGCCUUCGGUUUUCAUCCUCGUCGGAGUCGGAAGGAGAGACCACAGAAUCCUCGGAGAGUGAUAGAUCCGACUCUGAGGAAGAGCUACGGAGAGCCAUAAAAAGACUGAAGGAGAAGAAGAAAGCAAAGAAGACGAAGGAGAAGGCGAAGGGGAUGAAAGAGAAAGAGAGGGGGAAAGAGAAAGAGAAAAUACCGGUUAAGAAUGGCAAUCAUACUACGGAAAGGGGCGAGUCUUCGAGGCAAAGGGCGAGGUGUAACUACAGAAAAGAGGACGAUGCGCUGCGAAACGCGAAUGACAUAGGCGCUGGUUUUGAAGAGCGAAGUCCGCCAAGAACGGGAGGCUUGAGAUUUGGAGUUCCGUACAACAACAACGAACAGCAAGGUGAAGAGCCCAAGACUCCAAUGGAGAACGGACAUAAAGGUUUGGCCGCAAAAUGUUUCAGGGAAGGAAUUAUAGACUAUUGUUUGUCUACGCAGAAGAUACUAUCUUCAAAGAAGGUUUUUCUACUGAGGAAGAUUUGUCAGAAGAAGGGGAUCCGAUAUACAAAGAAGCCUGAAAUCAUCGACGUGUUGGCAAGGGAGCAGGUCAUGCUGGCGUACGAAGGCUUCGAAGAGAACGAGGGAACAGAAGAUGAUAGUGAACAGGCAACGGAUGGUGGGAGAAAUCAUCCACACUCACAAUACGCAAACGUGAAGGAACAGGCGUGCACAUGUCGAGGAUCGGGGCUACCUACGAUAGGAGGACACGUGAUGACCCGUGUCUCGGACCUGUCGGAUAUCCCGGAUUUUGUGAGGAAUGCCAAGAACGUGACGUGUAAUACGCAGGAGAAAUGUGAUGAGUACUGCACGCAGGCUAUUCUUGUGGCUACGAAUCAUCUGAAUAGCCGACCUGAAGAGGUGACUGUUCCUAUGGGUGGCUUUCUGAAUGGGAGUAAUGAGACAGGGGAGAAUGGAGCAUGGAGUGAGGCAGCAGUGGCAAGCUGGGCGAAGCGUUUUUCGGGUUUCGUUUUGGCCCCAAUCGACCGAAAUCAAGGGGAUACGGCUAUGCUCUGCCCGAUACUGUAUCGACACGCCUUCGGGAAGGUGUUUGCCUGGAAUGCGGACUAUGCCCGGGUGGAAGCAGGAGAAAAAGAGGUGCUGAUGGAGGCAAGGAGACAUUUCGAGGGGGAAGGCCUGCAGAGGGUGGCUGAGUGGAAAAAGGACGGGCGGAUAGGUCGGGCAUAUGUGAUCCCGAAGGAUAAAGAUUUGACGAGAUGGAGACCGAUCGCACCGGCAACCGGAGAUCCCGCUGGGCAAGCUAAAAAAAGAUUAGCCAGGGCACUACAUUAUUUGAUGAAGAUGUUUCCUGCUAAACAAUCAUUCUACCUGAAUUCAAUUCAAGAGCUACCGGCGCGAUUGCAGGCAACUACGAAGAGAUUGACGGAAGCACAAUGUACAAGGGCGGAGGGGAGAUGUUACGAUAUUAAAGAUAUGUUUACUCGGAUUCCGCAUGCAGCAGUGCGGAAGGCAGUAUGGCAGCUUCUAGUUUGGUAUGCAAACAGGGAAUGGAAACAAGUGAAGGUUUCCAGGAGAGGGAAGAUGUGCGUUUUGAGUAAAACGUGUAAAAAGACUGACGGAUAUGCGGGAAUUAACUUCAAGCUCAUGUUGGGCAUGGUGAAUUUUGACCUGAAGCAUGCCUACAUCACGUGUGGGGAGGAGAUCAGGAGACAGGUGGCAGGGAUCCCAAUGGGAAAAUCUACAAGCCCAGUUCAGGCCACCAUUACAUGUGCGAUGGCCGAGUUCAAUUUUCUGUCGGGAUUGGGCAGUGAUCGGAGACUGAUUGGGGGGUGGAGGAUAGUUGAUGACAUUACCGUUAUUGUGGGAAGACGACCCGAGGGAGGCGAGGUGGAUAAAGAACAGGGGGACCGACUGUUCCAGGCGCUGGAGUCGAGCUAUGACAACAAUCUGCAUCUGAUAAAAAAGGACGAGUCCAAGGAUUAGUGGCAUUUCCUUGGAGGAACAAUGUACGUGUUGGAGAAUCCUCUAAGACUG